Messenger RNA from Paramisgurnus dabryanus, 1210 nucleotides. The record is from RefSeq and is a predicted model, not a curated record. NCBI's taxonomy places the organism in Eukaryota, Metazoa, Chordata, Actinopteri, Cypriniformes, Cobitidae.
CAUGUUUUCUCUGGCUGUUCUCCAAUUCUCUUUUGCGCGCUCUCUCUCUCUCUCUCUCUCUCUCUGCGCUUCUCGUGCCCCCUCCCUCUUCGUGUUAUCCACCCACGGGAAAAGUGAUUUUCGCCUCUUUUUUUAAAUAAAUCUAUAUACCUCACUCUCAUCCCCAGUCAAUGGACUUAUUUCCGUGUGGGCAGCAGGGGUGCAUUUAAAAUGCCAACGUUCUUGCCUGGACCCAUCCGCGUACAAAGUGUUUCCCCGCAAAUUCAGGAAUCACCGUUUCAGUAGCGCGAAUCUGACCCUGCACUGUCAAGGUCCCCCCUCGCAAAUGUCUCGUUUGCACAGACGGUGACCGAAAUCCCAAUCGAUCACUCGGGCUUAUUUUAUUACCAAAGCCACCCCCACUCAAUUCCACAGUGAUUUUUUCCCCUCCGUGUAUCUCUGUGUGUGUGCGAGUCUGCGCGCGCGUGCCAAAUUCUCAAUCGAGAGCCAGCAGCACGUGCUUCUCACGAUACCGCGUAAAGGCGCGCGUUUAAUUUCUACCGUUUGCAUCCCGUUUCACGUGCGCGCCGGUUGUUCAGUCGUAAGCGCGCGCUGCCCGUUCGGAUUCCAGCAGCGGGACGUCCGGUGACUGACUGAAAGCUCGUGCUACAGCAACGGAAGGUGCGCGAGACUCGGUUUGGUACCACACGCACGAUGAGUGAGCGCGCCGAAGAAGCCGCCGGCGAAGCUUCAGGAUCGCAGCCCGAGCCCGCCCCGGCCGAGCCACCGAAGAGGGGACCGGGCAGACCCAGAAAGCCGCAACAGGAACCCACAGGAGAGCCUGUCCCCAAACGGCCGAGGGGUCGCCCCAAGGGAAGCAAAAACAAGGGGCCCUCCAAAGCAGCGCAGAAGAAAGCCGAGACCACGGGGGAGAAAAGACCCAGAGGAAGACCCAGGAAAUGGCCACAACAGGCAGUCCAGGAAAAGCCCGCUCAGGAAGAAGAAGAGGAGGAGGAAGCCGAGCCAGAAGAGGACUAAGCAACCACAGGAUUUCACCUCUACCUCAUUCAGCUGUCAGCUCUCUCCAAGGGAAAAGACUGCCUUGACCACUUAUUAUUGACUUCUCACUUUCGUUUAUUUUAGUUUUUCCUCAUUCGUUUAUUUUGGUUUUGUUUCGUUAAUGAUAAACACAUACACACACACACACACAACACCUCAGUGUGUAACCCCC